Plenodomus lingam JN3 is the source of this 1041-nucleotide messenger RNA. RefSeq lists its product as uncharacterized. Gene Ontology annotation, cellular component: nucleus. Lineage: Eukaryota; Fungi; Ascomycota; Dothideomycetes; Pleosporales; Leptosphaeriaceae. The record is from RefSeq and is a predicted model, not a curated record.
AUGUCAAGUUACCUCGGCAGAGCCAACGUCGAUUACCGGCACCGGUCGUUAGCGAAUGGCGUCACUGCGCGCCUGAACCUCCGGAAUUCCAUCACGACGCACAGCGGCCAAGUAGAACAGCAGCAACAUCACAGCAACAUGGCAGUAACGCGAAGAUCGACGCGUCAAACUGCACUCACUGUGCCAAAGUAUAAUGUUGAGAGCUCUCCGUCAGCUGAAGACAAGAAUACAAGACGCAACAUCAAAAAGACGACGCGUCGUAAACGCGUUCGCGAUGAGAAAGAUGACAAUGAUGAAGGAAGAGAGCAACAGGAACAAGAAAAAACUGUAGAUGAAAGUCCACCACCAGCAAAGAAAGCUGCUACAUCCAAGACCAAAGCCAAAGCAUCCAAGCCUACCACACCCUCAACCAUCACCAACACAACCACCACAAAGCACAAAGCCAGUCCACCACCAGCCCCAUCCACAGAAUCCAACCGCAACCCAGACGGCACCCAAGAAGUCUUCUGGCUGCUCAAAGCCGAGCCCUUGCCCCGCUACGAAAACGGCGUCGACGUCUCCUUCUCCAUCGACUCCCUCGCCGCCUGCACAGCCCCUGAACCCUGGUCCGGCGUCCGCAACCCACAAGCCCGCAACAACAUGCAGGCCAUGCGCGUCGGCGACCUAGGCUUCUUCUACCACAGCAACGCCAAGCCCAGCGGCGUUGCGGGCAUCCUGCGAGUCGUCGAGGAGGCCAAGGUCGACGAGACGGCGUUUGAUCCCAAGGAUCCGUAUUAUGAUGCUAAGAGUAAGAGGGAGGAGCCCAAAUGGUGGUGUGUUGGGGUCGAGUUUGUCAAGAAGUUUGACAAUGUGGUGAGCUUGGAGGUUUUGAAGAGGGAGGCGGCCAAGGGAGGUGUGCUCAAGGAUAUGCAGGUUGUGCAUAAUUCCAGGCUGAGUGUUUGUCGUGUCAGGAGGGAGGAGUGGGAGUUUGUUCUAGGGCUUGCAGAGGGGAUGGGGAAGGAGGAGGAGAAGACGGAAGAGCAGAAAGAAGAGCAAAGAUGA